This is a messenger RNA of Melanotaenia boesemani (Boeseman's rainbowfish), 456 nucleotides long. RefSeq names its product ASNSD1 upstream open reading frame protein-like. The coding region runs from base 110 to 355 and encodes 81 amino acids. NCBI's taxonomy places the organism in Eukaryota, Metazoa, Chordata, Actinopteri, Atheriniformes, Melanotaeniidae. The transcript is spliced from 4 exons. The record is from RefSeq and is a predicted model, not a curated record.
UCACCCGGAAAAACUUUUUAUUGCCCGAACAUGUGUUUACAUUGAAGUUUGUUGGCUGAAACCUAAUUAAAACUUUAGUCUGUUUCAGUUUACAUUUCAUUAGCCCAAAAUGUCUUCAAACCCUCGCGAAAACGACGAUAAUUCUGAUGAACAGUCUGUGGUGAAAGAGGAACUGAGCAAAAAGAUCAAGGAGCAGAAGAUUGUUGUGGACGAGCUUUCUAAUCUGAGGAAAAACAGGAAAGUCUACAUCCAACAGAGGAACAGUAACAUUUUCUUCCUGGCAGACAGAAAUCACACACUGGGUACAUGCAAAAAGGAUCUGGAUAAUAUGAAAAAAGAACUACAGAACAUGUAAAACAUUGUAAAAUUUACAAUGUGUGGAAUAUUUUGUGGGUUGAGUCUGUCGUCUGCUCACGUUGACUGGGACAAAACAGCGUAUGGAUAUUUAAAAAGAAG